Messenger RNA from Hibiscus syriacus, 599 nucleotides. RefSeq lists its product as uncharacterized. The record is from RefSeq and is a predicted model, not a curated record. Bases 116 to 475 code for a protein of 119 amino acids. The transcript has 2 exons. NCBI's taxonomy places the organism in Eukaryota, Viridiplantae, Streptophyta, Magnoliopsida, Malvales, Malvaceae.
AUGUAUUUUUUAGGUAUAUCUAGGAAAACUUGUCUUCGUCAUCGAUGCUGGUAUAAAAGAAUGUCAGCAGAAGAAACCUGCAGGUGGUGAAGACUUUUUGAGGGAUGCAAUCAGCAUGCUCAAUCUAAUGAAGCGACUGCAUAAUAUACUAGAACUGAGUAGGCUGAAACUCGAAAGUAGCAUUCCAAUAAUCGGUGCCCUUUGCGAGGAGCUGCAUUCAGGGUGGCCUGCAAUGGUGCCUUUUCUGCGUGAGCAACGUUAUUUGGAAAAAGAUGAAAACCAUGUAUCCGAGGAACCCUGUGACCACUGUGGUGUGAAAAAGAGUAGAUGUAAGGGUGAGAAAUGUAGAAAGGGCAAGAAGCCAACUUCAGAAGCUACUGGUAAUCCCAAACCCCAAAGCAACAAUAAAUCUAAGAAAAAACAAGAGUGGAGGCCAAAAUCGAAAGUAGAAAAAGAUGAAACCCAUAUAUCCUAGGAAUCCGAUCACCAUUGUUGUGUGAAAGAGAGUAUAUGUAAGGGUGAGAAAUGUAGCAAGGGCAAGAAGCCAACUUCAGAAGCUACUGUCAAUCCCAAACACCAAGCCAAUAAUAAAUCUAAGG